AUGCCAUUUUUUACACUACUUAUGGUCGAUCCUGAUGCGCCUCGGCGAGGCAAUGAAAUAGCUGGUCCAUGGUUACAUUGGAUUAAAGCUUCGUUCAAAGGAGACAAUGUUGAUAGUGGCACAACUCUUGCUGAUUAUCAAGGUCCAACACCACCGGAUGGCACUGGUCCACAUCAUAUUCUUGGAAUUGGUGGUACACCUUAUUUAAUCUCUACAAUUGUCAAUAGAAUAGUACCAAUUCCAUGGCCAUUAUAUUCAAUAUCAUUUUUAUCUAUUGCAUGUAGUUCUGCUAUUGGAUCAAUAGCAAUUUUACUGACAAAUGAACAAUCUAAAUCAAUCUUUUGUGCUAAACUUCGUCGCCGUCAAUUACUCAUAACAAAAGAACCUAUGAAUAAAAAAUUAAUUAGAAUCAAUCAAAUUGCAGUUUAUCAUAAUAAAACAGAACGAAUUAAAAUAUUAUCAACAAUCAAAUAA
Molecule: messenger RNA, 474 nt
Organism: Rotaria sp. Silwood1
Lineage: Eukaryota; Metazoa; Rotifera; Eurotatoria; Philodinida; Philodinidae
Source: the annotation of a GenBank genome assembly